AUGGCUGAAAAACGAUUAUUUAAACGAAUAUUCAUUGGCUCUACAGUACGUGAAUCGAGAGUAAAGAAACAGUUGUUGAAGGAUAGUUUGAAUUUGGUAGGAACAAUGAGAUCGAGUUUAAAACGAAAUAAAGGUAAGACAGAUUUGCAAAACAAAAUUAAGAAUUUCUUUAAGCGAGAUGAUGUAUCGAGAACCACAGCAGGUAAGAAAGAAACAGUCACGAAAGAUAAACAUAAAGUCCAAAAGAGAUAUCUUUUGGAUAGUAUGAAGAAUCUCUAUAAAACCUUUAAGCAAGGAAAUCCAGAUAUGAGAUGUUCUUAUUUUUAUUUUACCAAAAAUCGGCGCUGGUAUAUAAAAGUACCAUCAGUCGAUGAGCGUGAGAUGUGCCUGUGCAAAAUUCAUUCCAACAUAAUGUACAAGGCAAUAGCAUUACAUGGUAAACGUAUACUGGAAACUAAAGAUUUGAGUGAAAUAAUAAUGUACACUGUUUGUGAUUCUACGAAUAAGGACUGCAUGUAUGGAUCUUGUCAUGAAUGUAAAAGAAAGAACCUUAACUAUGACAAAACAAAGAUUAAAGCCUGCUGCAAUUUGGGCGCAUUUGCAUCCUAUCUUGCCGGCCACGGCAAAGGACCCGCUGACGGCAUUGGUGGUUUUUUAAAACGAACAGCAGACGGUAUUGUUGCCAGAGGGAAGGACAUUUCAAAUAUUGAACAAUUCGUUAGUGCUUUGCAGGGAACGAGCAAGAUUAUACUGUAUGUAAUAACUAAAGAAGAUAUCGAAAAUAUUUCAAAAGAGCUUCCAAGAAACAUUACAAGAUUACAAGGUACUUUGCACAUGCACCAAGUGUUCACUUCCAAAUACGGUGAAUUAAUGCAUCGUACGUUGAGUUGUUUUUGCGAACGGGGAUUUUGCAAGUGUUUAGAACCUAAAAUUUACCAUCCUGUUCCUCUGGUAUCAACAACAACUGCUGAUGCAUCAGUCGACAAUGAUACUGCGAUGGUGAUUCCUUCAUCUCCUACGGAUACAGCAGAUGCUAGUGGUGCAUGUGGUGAUAAUAAUAUCGUUAACACUCUUUCGUCUUCUAUGUCUUCUGACGAUGAUGUAUCUCUUAACAGAAUCAAAUCGAGGUGUUCCGGAGCUACAGUAACUACUGCUAGCAAAGCACUAGCAGAAAUAAACUACACAGACUUAGCCAAGGACGCGGGUAAACGAGGAGCUGUUUACGAUAUGGUUUACGGUUCCAUAGACGCAUCUAAUGAAGAAAAUCAGCCUACGACUUCUGGGAAUAAUAAAAUGCUGCCAAGUAACGGAGAUUUCCUUUUAGUAAGCGUCCACGCUGGUAAGAAUAAAACUUAUACUUACGCAAGCCUUGCACAAAGUGAUCUCGAAGACGAUGGCGAGAUUAAAGUGAUAUUUCUCCGGGCAUACAAGGGUGCAACUAAGUUUAAAUUAGACGAAAACGAUAUAGCGUUUGUUGAAUUUAAUGAUAUUAUAAAAAUUCUCCCUAAACCAAAACAAAUAAUUAAGAACGGAAAAGUCUAUUAUAAUUUUCAAGAACAAUUAGACAUUAACGAAAAAUAA
Messenger RNA from Parnassius apollo (apollo), 1581 nucleotides. The record is from the annotation of a GenBank genome assembly. Lineage: Eukaryota; Metazoa; Arthropoda; Insecta; Lepidoptera; Papilionidae.